UCCUGUUCUGGUAGGCCGGAAGUUCCGGGAUUUUUUAUGAGUUCCGGGAUAUUCUGGUUUGGUUGUAAAGUUCCGGUUCCAGCACGGGACCAAAAAAUUAGAUCCGAUUCCGGAUCCUGUCAAAAUUUCAGUUCCGGUCUCAGUUCAUCACUCAAAACCCAAAACCGGGAGUUUUCGACUCCCAAUCCGAUAGAAAAUUUUUGGAAACUCCCUUACCCUAAACCGGGCCCGACUUCUUUCUCAACUCGACACAUCCCUGGUCUACUAUUUUUUUCUAAAAACAUUUUACUUAAAUUCAGCAACACCAACAAUAAAUCAACAACAAAGACAAACAAACCAAGAAGAAGAAGAACAAUCAACUUCAUCGUCUUCAGAAACUACAGAAGUUGAACCUUCUUCAAGCAUUAAUAAUGAUGAAGGGGAGGAAACAAAUUCUAACGAUUUUGAUAGUGAUUCGCCCGAUUCUUUUGAAGAAAAACGAUGGGAAGAAUUAACAAAAAAACAAUCAUCACAUUGAACACAUUAAAACAACAAGGACGUCUCGUUCUCUCAAAUAAGGGUAAAAUCAAAGUUGGACUCAAUUAGCUAAAAAUACUCAAUGAAAACAUUUUAGAAUCUUUUCACACAAAAUAUCGUUCGUGAAAAAUGUCGUCACGGCCAAACUUGGGUCAGAUGAAACUACAAUUUGUACGAUUUUGGCCGUGGUGGUGUUUUGAUAAAACGAUCUUUUGUACUUUUGCCUUCAAAAUUCUCUAAGCCUUUUUCUCUUCCUUCUCACUGUCUAUAUUUUCUCUCUCUCUAUUUUCGACUCCUCCACAUUCUGCUAAAAUACAUUUUGCCAAUAAGGCUAAAAAAUGACUUUUUGUCACAGGUUUGUAGACAAAGUGUCCGUUUUUACCCUUAUUGGCAAAAUGUGUAAUUGGCAAAAUGUCGCACAAAUACGCUUUUUGUUAUCAUUUUUGUUGUAUGAUCUCUUUUUUUUAAUGUUAAUUAUGAUUUUGUUCCCAGUUAAAUUUUUUUGUUGUGAUGAUUUUUUUUGAUGAUUUUUAACUGAUAAUUU
This is a messenger RNA of Meloidogyne enterolobii, 1060 nucleotides long. Lineage: Eukaryota; Metazoa; Nematoda; Chromadorea; Rhabditida; Meloidogynidae. The record is from the annotation of a GenBank genome assembly.